Molecule: messenger RNA, 2878 nt
Organism: Dinoponera quadriceps
Lineage: Eukaryota; Metazoa; Arthropoda; Insecta; Hymenoptera; Formicidae
Gene: Pex11c
Product: peroxisomal membrane protein 11C
Exons: 5
Coding region: 222-935 (237 amino acids)
Biological process (GO): peroxisome fission
Cellular component (GO): peroxisomal membrane
Source: RefSeq, a predicted model, not a curated record
UACCAUCGCUAGAUGACGCUGAAUAGUCCGCGUGUUGUCACGAUUGUGGUAAAGCCACUCUCGUAAUGUUCUGUAGUGGAAUUUUAUAUGUUGUCCUAGUUAGAUUAAGUUGUUAAUGUUUAAAUUAUAUUCCAUUGGUGUUACAUAAAAGGUGAACUACAUACUACGUAUUUUCUCGAUUUUAUUUUCAGAUAUCCCGAUUGAUCUCACCAUUUGCAAAUAUGAGCAAAGCUGCGAAGUAUGUUGUACAUAUGGCGGAUUACUUGGAUACAUAUUCCGGCAGAGAUAAAUUGUUGAAGAUGCUGUCGUAUCUAACAAAGCUCCUCACUGUAAGCACUCCGUCCAAGAGUGCUCAAAAGAAAUUUAAGGAUAUUGGGAACGAAAUGAGUGAGUGUAGAAUGUUACUGCGUCUGCUGGAUGAUUUUUCAACAUUACGUUCUGUCAUAAAAUAUGGAUGGGGAAAGGAGGAACCUGAUAGCUUAAUCAGAUGGAUUCAGGUGCUACAAAAUACUACAGAUGUAGUCUAUUGUGCUUUAGAACAUAUUUAUUGGGCUGGUGUACGUGACAUUGUUUUAAUCAAUGUUGAUAAAUGGAAUUUAGCUACAACCUUGCUCUGGAUAUUUAGCAUACACCUGUCAUUUCUGAAGUCAAUAAGAAAAAUUAAACAUCUUCAAAUACGUAAAACGAACUUGGAAAGAAUUCAUCAACCUGACGUACUAAAAUUGAAAGAAAUCAAUAAAGAACGUACUUCCCAAGUAUUGAUAUGCACGUGCUUAUUGCUGGAUCUUGGUUACGCAAUUAAUUACUUACCAGCAGGCGUACUUUGGGGAGAGCGUUUACAGACCUGGCAAGUAGGAGCGCUCGGCACGAUGUCCGCGUUAAUCGCGAUUUAUAAAGCUCUUAAAAGUCACAUUGAAACGAAGAAACUUUCCUAACGAUAUAUGGAAUUUUUUUCAUUGCUAUCUUGAAAACAGAAGGUAUUAUAUAUCAUAUAAGUAGUGAUGGGACAUAUGAAAGAAAUGAAUUUUAAACGUGUUUCACAGAAACACUUUGUAACAAUAUUUCAAAUUUUGUUCCUUUAGGCUACCGUGGUGUGGAUAAAUACUUGAUUUGGUUUCCGAGUUAGCGCUGAUUCGUUCAUGAAACGUCGGAAGUAAAUCCAUGAAGAAGGCGGCGCUGACUCGAAACCAAUUAAGUACAAUAUUUCGAGUAUUUUAAUAUAUAUGUAUAUAUAUAUAUGUAUUUUAAUAUAUAUGUAUAUAUGUUUAAUAUAUUAUAUUUUUUCAAUAUUAUAUAAUAUUGAAAUAUAUAAUUGAAAUAUGAUAUUGAAUCUGAUAAUGUUGUAUUCAACAUUAUAUAAACUGUAUAUAUUUUAUUACUGUAUUUAAUGUUAUUAAUUAUUACUAUGGGUGUUGAAACAUUAACAUGUUACACAUUGAGAACAGAAAUAUCCUGUACGGAAAUAUGGGAAUUAGUAUUGUUAUAUAUUUUUAUACCUUGUUGUAUCAUUUGUUAUAGUACACCAAUUGUAUUAUCUUGUAUAUAUACGCAUUUUUGGAAAAAGGAAAAUUGCAUUAUUUCUAAUAACAUCAUGGGAAUUCAUGGGAAUGAAGGUGUGGAAGUUACUUUACCAUUGUUAUUACAUCUUUGUUAACGAUAAGUUACUCUAUUUCUAUCAAAGAUCACGUUAGAUUUAAAAAAUUUGUUUAAUUUCUAAAAUUAAAUAAUAAUUAAAAUAUCACGAAUAGGUAAUCUGUAUGAAGUUAUUGGUUAAGCAAAUACUGAUUUCAAAACCAUCAAAGAAUAUUCAGUGACGGUGCUAGAACAUUCUAUAUAUAAUAAGAAAAAGUUAUACCGCGUUAUUCACAUACCGUAAUUAAUGUUAAAGAGGACGCAAUGGCGAUCCUGUUUCAACUGUUGUUGAAUAUAAUUCUCCCGAUACAAGUAUCGCAUGCAUGCUAACGCGGUUGGAAUAUCAAACGGCUACAUUUGGGGCUGAACGUGAGUAGUGAAUAAGGUUUUUUUUGUCCAUAAUAAUUGGAUAUAAAUUUUUCUCUUUUCUUUAUAUUCAGAAGCUUCGUCAGUAUUUCUUUAAAUGGUUUUGGGUUGUCGGUUGUCAGGUUUACAUGCGAUAGUGUGUCGUAAAAUUUCCUAUUUUACACGUACGUCGUUAACAAGUAUCGUCGUGUCGUUACGAAUUUCCACCCUUAAACACGUUAUCAAUAAAAGCUAAAGGAUAGGAGAGGCACUUCUCGUCUGAACGUAAAACGAAGAAUCUAUCCACGGUGUAAUCUACGUCAUUACAACGCGGUUCACGCGGAUCGAGGCCCACCCAAGUUGUACAUCAAACGGCCCCACACUCGAAUUUUGAUCAAAUCCAAUCGACGAUGGGACUCGACCCUACUCCCUGAAAAGCUUAACGUUCCCAUGCACAUUGGCAAUGGUCUCCGUUUUUCGUAAUAAUAACAAAUUAUUCUGCUACGUGUCGAUCAGGGCGAUCAUGACGCAGAAAUAAACGCGACACUGGAAUGUUCUUCAACGUGAGGUUUGAUAAUAAGUUAUCACGCCUCUAAAUUUAUAAAAAUCGGUGAAAGCGAUAAUUUUCCCUUCUCCUCGUCCCUCCCCUCAAUUUUUUACUAGAUAUAUCGUAUCUCAUAAAAUCAUUGGGAACGCUGAUUGCAACUGCAUUAGAAAAUACAACGGUGUCCGGCAUUUAAUCCAGCCCCACGAUUUCCCUGACCGACUCUAAUAAGGCCCAGAAUUUUAGCACGGCUGAUAAUUGAACGCGGAUCCGCGCCUGCACAAGUUUUCCAACUUCCACACGUACAUCUCUUCUCAAGUGAACAAUGUAUCCCAAUAAAACGAGGGACCCGCUCCA